Trematosphaeria pertusa is the source of this 1203-nucleotide messenger RNA. RefSeq lists its product as uncharacterized. The coding region runs from base 1 to 1203 and encodes 400 amino acids. The transcript has 4 exons. Lineage: Eukaryota; Fungi; Ascomycota; Dothideomycetes; Pleosporales; Trematosphaeriaceae. The record is from RefSeq and is a predicted model, not a curated record.
AUGACCAGAGUCUCACACGCAAACUCCCAUCGUGGAGUCCAUCAGCCUGCGACGCUUGAUCGCCCGCGGCCUGUUCACAAGCAGAAGAAGCCGUACAAGAUCAUCCUCGAGGCUGUCACCCAAGAGAAGCGGAAACUCCAGUCAAUCUUGACAUACGAGGAUAACGCCCCCACUGGCUUUGGCUUCGUCCGUCUCGGAUAUCCGGAUUUCACCGAGUGGUGCAAGGAACAGUGCCGGCAGCGGAAUCUCGAUGUGCACAUUGUCUCAGCCAAACCAAAAAACAAAGCGCAUCAUGAUCCAGAGAAGAUCUCUCACCACGUCCACCGAAUCGGACAUCACUUUCCCAACGAGAUCAUCGAGUUGGGUUGCACCAAGUUCGGAUACGAUUAUGACCGGCAUACCGGUUCCCUAAAGAAGAAUAAUCGUGGCGGCGAGGACUUCAUCGCUCGGCAUAUAGCUGAGUAUACACAGCGGAAGCGUCUCCAUGGCCGCCCUGUCGCUGAAACGGAGACGAAGGAUCACAUUCGGGGUGCCGUGCGGGAGCUAUUUCCCAAAAUCCCUGAUGCAGAUCUGGCAGCGAUCGUUAAUCACGCCUUUGAAGAGGGAACGAAUCGAGUGGGUAACGCAAAAGAGCUCCCCUUAGCCCGCCGAGUUCAGCUUGCUGUCGUCGCCCAUAUCCGUCAUACAUACACAGAGUACGAUAAUAUACUAAGGACCGGAUCGUGGGCCGAAGCGCGGUCGAGGGUGGAGCACGUCUCACUCGCCAAGCUGAAAGAGUGGAGAGAUGAGGCGGGUGACGAGAGCCACGAGCUGGAGGAGACCUUCCGUGAAGUUAUCGUCCUUGACGACGAGGACGAAGAGUCCGCUGAUGGAGAUACCCCUUCGGACGGUGACGGGCGCGAGUCGAGCAUGGAGAUCGUCUCUCAUCGAGCUACGGCGCGGGAGCUUCAACCGGAAUACGUUGAUAUGCCUCGAGGAGACUUCCAUUACGCGAGCCGACCAUCGCGGAGGACCAUUAUCGUUCCCGCAGUGCCUGCUCCUUAUCGCUAUCCGGUUAACGCAGCUCCACCAAUUGCUUACCCUGUUGCACAAACCCUUCGAGCUCCCAGCCGAGCACCCCAACCUGUCGCCGCGGUUGAGCUAGCUCUAAAGUUCCGGCCCGAGGCAUUUCGACUUGUUCACAGCAGACCUAUGGACCCGUAA